AUGGACAGAAAAUCGCUUCUAGAACAAAAAAGGGCAAAGCUCGAGGAGCUAAAGAAGCAGAGAGCGUUGAGAGAAAAAGAGUUCCAAGAUGAGACAUCUCAAUCUUUAAAAUCGAGUAAUGUAUACGUUAACAACAUUGUGGAGGAAGCUCUUGGCUCUCAAGAGGGUGAAGAUAACACCGAAAAGAACAAAGACGAGGGUAAGGAGAUAGCCAUCGAUAACUCAUCUUCUUCCAAUUAUGAGAAAACAACGGCAAAUGUGAUAUCAGAAACAAUCUUGCAUACUUCGGAGGAAAAUGACAAAGUAUGCGACCCUUCUUUGAAAGUUAAGAUUCCAUUGCUCACAAAGGCAGUUGAUGCUGAAAAUGAAAAACAGAAUACAACCGAUUCGAGUUCAAACAGACUUGAUGAUCAAGCUAACGACCCGAAGAGCAAAAUAUAUCAAGCAAUGAAACUCUCUAUAGAACAUGAGUUACAAAAAAAAUACGAACAGGAACUUAAAGUAAGGCUCAGCAAAAUAACAGAAGAGCAAGAGAAUCAGAUAAGGAAAGAUAACGUCAAUAUAUUAAAAGCAUUACAAGUUCCAAAAGAUCCACUUGCAAGAAAUCAGGAGAGAGAAAGUCGAUACGCAAAGCCAAUCGCUGCGAAUUGCUCAGUUGAGGAGCUAGGCAAUGAUAUAUUUACAAUCGAUAUACCGCACUUUAUAUCGAAAGCAUUUGUAUUGAGUGCCAAUUUGAAGCCAACUCGGGCCAUCUUUUUCCCCAAAAGCGUGCUUAUUGUUUGGGACGUUGAUACAAGGAAGGCUGCAUUUACAUUUCUUUCAUAUGCUACUUUAACUGUUGCUAAGUUUUCAACUGCGAAGUCGAAUACUCUCUAUGCUGGUGGUGAAGAUGGUAAGCUGUACUUAUGGAAAUUUGACAGCUACUCAAGGUAUCCCACGACAUCAUCUGAGCACAAUAAUGACGAUGGACAAAUAUCGGCUGUAGUUGCCAUAUAUGAGACGGUGAACUCAGUUUAUUCCGUCUUGGCUAAUGGCAAUUUAUUUGUCUACUCGCUUGAUCUUAUUUCGCAACUAAGUGAAGAAAGUUUGGGAAUUCCAUCAAGCAAAGAUAUUUUUGUUACUGCUUGCUAUGCAGAUGCCACCACUGUAAUAGCAGGACUAGCUACUGGCCACAUAUAUAUGAAAAGAUUAGGAAAAGAUACGAAGUCAACACUGAUCUAUUCUCCAGAAAAAAGUUCGAGGCCACACUUAUCUUUACCGGUGAUGAGUAUCAAUUACUGGAAUGGUGUCAUCCUAGCUGGGCUGUUCAAUCACAAGAUACUCAUAUUAGAGCCUAGGGCAAGCAAGAAAAUAAUACAUGUGCCGUAUCCUGUUUCUGAUGUGCAAUUUAGGUCAGAAAUGAGAGGUGAAACAAGCUUUCGACAAGUUUCUCGAUUAACAUCCAAAAAGGAGUUUGCCACUCUCUCGUGCUUGAACCAGAUUGAUUUCUGGAAUAUUGCCAAGCAUGAGUUAGAUCCGAUUGCACAAAUGAAAUUUAAAGCCGAUGAAACCUUGAACAGGAUGGCAUGGAGUCAAAAUGGGAAGACUAUUGUGUGCGGUGGAUUGACGGGAAAAAUAUAUUUAAUAGAAAUUGCGGAUGGCAGCGGUGAAACGAAAGAUUUUCAUGAACACGCUAUAGUUACAAAUGCAUAG
Messenger RNA from Brettanomyces bruxellensis, 1692 nucleotides. RefSeq lists its product as uncharacterized. The transcript is spliced from 2 exons. Gene Ontology annotation, molecular function: dynein heavy chain binding; dynein light chain binding. The record is from RefSeq and is a predicted model, not a curated record. Bases 1 to 1692 code for a protein of 563 amino acids. Gene Ontology annotation, cellular component: cytoplasmic dynein complex. Gene Ontology annotation, biological process: transport along microtubule. NCBI's taxonomy places the organism in Eukaryota, Fungi, Ascomycota, Pichiomycetes, Pichiales, Pichiaceae.